AUGGUUCUUGUCGAGAACACGAGCGUUUUUUCUGCGGCCGAUCAAUGUCCCAACUGCAGCUCCUCCGCCUACCCGGAGGUGGACGUGACCAAGGCGGUGGUUUUGGGGAUCGUGCUGCUGGUGUUCGUGGUGUUCGGGGUUCUCGGUAACAUCCUGGUCAUCCUGUCGGUGUUGUUCCACCACCACUGGCGCUCUGUGACUCACUACUUCAUCGCCAACCUGGCGGCCGCCGACCUGCUGCUCAGCUCCGCCGUCCUGCCGUUCUCCGCCACCUCGGAGGCUCUGGGCCGGUGGGUGUUCGGCCGGUUCUUCUGCAGCGUCUGGGCCGCCCUGGACGUUCUCUGCUGCACCGCCUCCAUCCUCAGCCUCUGUGUGAUCUCCAUCGACCGCUACCUGGCCGUCAGCUACCCCCUGCGCUACCCGGCCAUCGCGACCGGGCGGCGAGGCCUGACGGCGGUGGCGGCUCUCUGGGGCGUCUCGGCGGCCAUAUCGGUGGGGCCUCUGUUCGGCUGGAGGGAGCCCGACCCAGAGGACGAGACGGUGUGCAGGAUCACAGAGGAGCCCGGGUACGCCUUGUUCUCGGCGUUGGGAUCCUUCUACAUACCGCUGGCCAUCAUCCUGGCCAUGUACUGCCGUGUCUACACUGUGGCCAAGAGAGAAACCAAAACCCUGAGGGAGGGCCGAGACGGAGAAGGUGUGGAGGUGGAGGGCGUGAUGCUGAGGAUUCACAGAGGAAACUCGGCUCAGACGAGGAAACAGGAGGAUGACGAGGGGACGUCGGAACCUAAACGCUCCUCCUUCACCCUGCCGAAGCUGCUGAAGUUCUCCAGAGAGGAGAAGGCCGCCAAGACUCUGGGCAUCGUGGUCGGAUGCUUCAUUCUGUGCUGGCUGCCUUUUUUUCUGGUUUUACCCAUCGGUCCUCAAAGAGGUUUCUGUCCAACUGGAUUAAAAAAUGUCCUCUGUGUUGCAUAA
Messenger RNA from Stegastes partitus (bicolor damselfish), 972 nucleotides. RefSeq names its product alpha-1A adrenergic receptor-like. Gene Ontology annotation, molecular function: alpha1-adrenergic receptor activity. Gene Ontology annotation, cellular component: plasma membrane. The transcript has 2 exons. The coding region runs from base 1 to 972 and encodes 323 amino acids. The record is from RefSeq and is a predicted model, not a curated record. Gene Ontology annotation, biological process: adenylate cyclase-activating adrenergic receptor signaling pathway; positive regulation of MAPK cascade; phospholipase C-activating G protein-coupled receptor signaling pathway. Lineage: Eukaryota; Metazoa; Chordata; Actinopteri; Pomacentridae.